AUGACAGAUUUUUCUAGGCUAUCAUAUUUACUGGCAGGCACUUCGGAUCUGGCUGCUUUGCCCCCGCGCACAGUACCUUAUAAGCGAAUGAUGUCUAUUAACCCAAGAUCUGGUCAUCCAUAUUCAAGACAACGCCACGAUACUUGUAUUCCUAAAAAUGAUCUACAACCAAUAUCAUUUGAGUCUGAACACCCUGCUUUGCGACUAGGAUCUACAUCUGUUCCGUUCCGGAUGGAUUACACUUUCAAAAAUCUCGACGCACUUGGCGAAGGCAGUCGUUUUGUUAGAAAACAUGCCUCACCUUCCUCUUUCGUUUCACGCUACUCUUCAGAUUCAAGCAAUUCCUCAUUAAAUUCUGUUCGCAGUGCCAAUCCUUCUGCCUCCAAGUCCAAUCAACACAAGACAACUAACGGAAGUCAAGGUCAGUCGGAGCAGAUACGUCGAUCCAGAGAAUCUACAACAUUUGCUUUAAUUGAUUCGGCCUUGUCCAAACCUCCACUAGGCCAAAUCAGGGAUAUGCAUCUUCAGACUAAGUCCAGCUCCAAUGCUCUGAGUUCGACUGUUCCAUCGAGAACCACUAAGAAGGCUAAUCUUUCCGUUGUUCAUACUGUUGUGAGGUUCAGGGUUGAGGAAUAUUUAAUUGAUCUUCGUGAGCACAUGCAUCGACUCCUUGACAUCCUAUUUAAUAGUGCGUCUUCUACUUAUGAGGCUUCGAACAAGGAUCACCUCUCUGAUCUGCUCGGAUUAUCUAGGCUUCCUUGUUCAUCCAGUUGUGAAUUAUGUUAUCGGAUCGGGCAUCGAUUCGAUGCCUCUCGAUCACUCAGGCGACAUGAUAGUUGCAGGCAACAUCUUGCAAACAUUCCUCCCUCUGUACCUAACAAAUAUUCCGCCAGCCCCAAUAGUGUCUCUUCUGCUUCCCUCUCUUCUCACGUCGUUAAUCCUCAGUUUAGCGAUUGUCAUGGUGAUCCAACAGACAGGUCUUCUCCUGAGAUUCUUAGCGAGCGCGACGAAUCUAAUCUCAGCGAUGAAGCCACAAUUCCUUCUUCUGAAAAUGUUCAGGAUGUGACUGAAUUCCCCUUCAAAGUUGAUCACGAGGACAGGCGAGGCGCCGAUUAUGUCGAUGGCAAUUAUUGUUCAAGGCCUAAAGUACCUCCUCAAACGCACUCUCCCAACGGCUUCAGCAUCAGUAUUCACACUCUGCUAAGUCAA
This is a messenger RNA of Protopolystoma xenopodis, 1209 nucleotides long. Lineage: Eukaryota; Metazoa; Platyhelminthes; Monogenea; Polystomatidea; Polystomatidae. The record is from the annotation of a GenBank genome assembly.